GUGUCUCCGUAAGACAAGCCUUAAUUGAUUUUUAGGUAGUUGAAUGAAGACAAGUUACGCACCUUGUAUAAUUAUAUUUUACACGGCACAAGACGCAAUAGUUAAACUUUUGACUUUGAAAGAGUAAAGACACAGUUGUAGAAGGACAACGGCAAUGGAGAAACAAUUUGGAUCAAUCGUCACCUCCGUGUUACUGGCACUGACCUUCGGAUGUUGGCUUACUGCCCUGGUCGCACCUGGAUGGUUUUUGCUAGAAAUCAAGACAUCGUCAUCUUCAUCUUCCCUCACUAGUGCUCUUUUUGAAGAAUCGCCUAAAAAGAAGAUUACAACGGAAGUUGACAUGGGUCUAUUCUUCAUCAACGUUUGCGUCAAUGAAAAAUGCGAACAGAUCGACUACGAGAAGAUGAAAACAAUGAAAAAUUUCCACGCAAUGCCGGAGUUGUUAGAACUUCAAGCGGAAGGUGUUCUCGCCAUGGCUCUGUGUACAAUAAGUGCUCUGUUGGUGACGAUUCCAGCUCGGUCCAAGUCAACCAGAUAUCUUUUUGCUUUGAUUCUCAUGUCUAUUGCAGUAAUAUUGGAAUCCAUUUUGAUCUAUCGAAUGGCAUCAGCGAAUGCGAAGAUGGAUAAAAUCAAGAAAAUAGAACACACUCUUCUCGCUGGCAUAUCAAUGGAGGUGAAGCUUCCAUAUUCCAUACUGAUAGCUGGGAUUGGAGCUCUGUUCGGAAUUCUGGGAUGUGUAUCAAGCGCAGUCAUGUACAGGAAGUCACGUGAUUGUGCGCAGCCGGGCCAAGUUCUGAAUGUGUUCCACGCAGCUCCAGCCACUGGCUUCACAAUUCUGCAAGAAACAUAUUAACUCUCUCGUAACAUGGCGAAGAUGAAGAAAUUAAGACUUGUUUGCUCUAAUAGAAUAUUGUACUCCUAACAUAACAUAACAUAAAAAGUGUCUUGUAUGAUAACCAAUUCUUUUUUUAGCUCACCUGAGCUGAAAGCUCAAGUGAGCUUUUCUGAUCACCUGUUGUCCGUCGUCCGUCUGUCCGUCCGUCCGUCCGUCUGUCCGUCCGUCUGUCUGUCCGUCUGUAAACUUUUUACAUUUUGAUCUUCUUCUCUAAAACCACUUGGCCAAAUUUAACCAAAUUUGGCACAAAUCAUCCUUAUAAGAAGGUGAAUAUAAAUUGCAAAAAUAAAAGGCCAGGUUGUAUUCAAAGCGGAGAAAACCUCGAAACUGUAAAAAAAGGGGAGUGCAUUUUAAAAAAUCUUCUUCUCAAGAACUACUGAGUUAAUCUUAACGUAAUUUAGCAUAAAUUAUCCUUAGGGAAAGGAAAAUAUAAAUUGCAAAAUUUAAAGGCGAAUACUGUUCCAAAUUUGAGAUAAUUGCGAAAAUACUAAUAAAGAAUGGCUCGUUAUUCCAUAUAUCGUAGACUGGCAAUUCAUUGCGAUAGACUGGGUCUUAUGACAGGCAUCGCCAGUCUACCGCAUCUCGAGAACGAGGUUCUUUGUUUGAAGCUGGCAGUUUGUUGUGCAAUAGUUCACGUGCGAUUAAAAUCUAUGAAACAUGGAAAUAACAUUGGUACCGAUUAUUGUGAAGUAAAUUGAGGUUAAAUAUUUCAACGCGUUGUCAUUUUCACUUGUGAGGGUGGUUUUAGCUUGUUUUGAUUUUUUCGUUUCAUUUUGCUUUUUAACUUGGGAAACAAUCGCCUUGUAUUUGGAACAUAGACUUCGGUAAAUAGGCAGUUGAUUGUUUACCUGCGAAAAUGAUAAAAUCUGAUGCAUUAACACUGUACUAAAGUGCAUUUCCCUCUGUUUUUAUUGUUUAUUUAUUUCUUAUUGUGUCAACAAGGAUCAAACAAGGGAGCGACUUUGGUUGAAAUAAUCGAUAUUUGAUCGGUAACUUCGCCGGAAUUUCCUCCGAAAGAGAAUUUGAAGUAGCCAUGUAUUCCGAGUUCAUAAUCGUGUAAAUUAAAUCCAAAGACAAUAAAAAGAUGUUUAUGAAUUUGAAAAGACGUUUUCACAGCCUCAGUUAAACCCUGUUGUGAUUAAUCGUCCGCGACUGUCUUAUCUUUAGAGGUUAUAAAUACGGGUGAUGCAAACACAUAUACCAUGCAUUGAAAAUUACAAUCGAUAAUCAUUACAUUUCUUGUUGAUACAUGUACUACAAUUAGAAGGUAACUUGUAAUUAUUUAAUAACUCUGCCAAAUUAAUGCAAAACCGUUUGUUUACAGUUAUCUUCAAAACUAAAAUUAAACUGUUGUAAUUGGGUCAUAGGGUAGGACUAAUUUCUCCAAAAUACAAAGUGCAUAAACUGAUUUUGUGUCACCUGGCCAACUCAAUUAGAAAUCAUUUUAUCUAUAUAAUGUAUGAAUGCAUUAAAAAAAUGAAAUUAAACAAAUUGGAUAAGUUUUUAAAAGUUGCCUAUCAUUCUACGACUGACGCUGACAUGUUUGUUGAUCAUUGGAAUUGUCUUGUUAAACAUUAUAUACUUGUGUACAGAAAAAUCAAAAGGAUGAUGUGCUAUAACUACUUUCUGGGGUCCUUUCUCAUUUGAUAAAUUAUUUGAAAUCUGCAACAAUUUUGGUAUUUUUCAAACGAGUACAUAAAAACUUCUUUUAAACAGUUCUGACACAUUAUAAUUAUGAUGAUAUCCGUGCAUUAUCAUUAUUUUAAAGAAAAUAUUGCAGCAGAAAAUCAUCUUGGUUUGUAGCCGUUUGUUGUUUUUGAGGGAAUAUGAAAUAAUUAAUGGGCCUUAGUACAAAACUGAUACCUGUAUGCCUGACAAUACAUUAAAUUAUAUAGCUUUUUAACACAUCAUGUGACAUCAUUUUCCAGUCAAAUGUUUUCAUCGAUCAAGUGAUCAAGUAAGGAUAUAAAACGUCACACAAGUUUACAUCAGGUAAACAAUUAUUCAAUUAAGUUUUUUUUACUGUAGCCUUAGCAACUUUUGCCACAGAGUUCAAACACUGCGUACUGCCUUCCAGACUAGCUGGCGAUUCUCUGUCCGUCAAUCUUUGUUAACUUUCACAUAUGAGAUAUCAGCUGUGAAAAUGAAAUGUAUCUCAUCUGCAGUAUAUAUUCAUAGAGCUUGGCAUCUUAAAUAAACACACUAAAAAUAUUCACUUAGAUGUGGAAAAAGAAAAUUACACUAAUUUAAGUUCGAUAUUUUUUUUCAUUAAAUACCAAUAUACCAAGCAAGAAAUAUUGCAGGUAAAUGGUAACUACCUUUUCCAGUAUUUUCAUCAAAUGAAACAAAUAUGCAUUGCAUGGCCUCGAAGACAACAUUUUAAUGAAAUAAAAUGUUGGCAUCCUUUAAUUGUGUAGAUUCAAAAUGUUCAAAUUAUGAUUACACACAAUAAGGUAGACCCACAAUGGGUGCUGAUUUUUUAACUGAUAUACGUCUUAGGAAAUGUAUGAUUUUUUUUUUUAUCUUAAAUGAGCUAAUACUGUUCACAUAUGUGCAAAAACUGUAGGAAAUAAUAUACCGGUGUUAUAUAUAAUUAAUAUAUCACAAUAUAUUUUCACCCCUACCCCUUUAUAAAAUAUUGAGUUUUAGGUAAAAAAAAUUAUCAUGGUACUUAACUUUGCUAUAUUUAAGGACACACGAGACGUUCCUCAAUUUUAUAUAAUUUUCCUUGAUAAAAUUAUUCCUUAUUAUGCCCCCCUUCGAAGAAGGGAGGGCAUAUUGCUUUGCUGCUUUUUGUCGGUCGGUCCGUCGGUCUGUCGGUCGGUCCACCAACAGUUUCCGUUCAUUUUCUUCGCAGGGGAUGAACAUAUUGAAAUGAAAUUUAAUAUACAGGUUUAUCAUGAUAAUAUCUAGGUCAAGUUCGAUAUUGGGUACGAUCGAGCAAUUUUUGACAGAGUUAUGGCCCUUUGACGUAGAAAAAUUCUAGUUUUUCUGAGUUUCCGCUCAUUUUCUUCGCAGAGGAUGAACAUAUUGAAAUGAAAUUUAAUAUACAGGUUUAUCAUGAUAAUAUCUAGGUCAAGUUCGAUAUUGGGUACGAUUGAGCAAUUUUCGACAGAGUUAUGGCCCUUGGACUUAGAAAAAUUCUAGUUUUUCUGAGUUUCCGCUCAUUUUCUUCGCAGAGGAUGAACAUAUUGAAAUGAAAUUUAAUAUACAGGUUUAUCAUGAUAAUAUCUAGGUCAAGUUCGAUAUUGGGUAAGAUCGAGCAAUUUUUGACAGUUAUGGCCCUUGGACUUAGAAAAAAUCCAGGUAUUUAAGUUUACGUUCAUUUUCAUGUGGAUGUUUCCAAGGGAGGGGGCAUAUGUGUUUCACAAACAUCUCUUGUUUAUUAACAUUUAAACCUGUUAAUUCCCAAAAAUUCAAGGUUUAUUACCAGGCUAUUUUUAGAGCUAUAUAUUUAGAAUUUUUCUUAAAAUAGCAUGUAAAAUGCAUUUGAAUGCUUAUAAAUAAAGUCAUAGACAUAUAUUUUCAAAUGAACACGUUAUAUCUAAAUAAAAAAAGUAUCAUAAUGAUAUAACAGGAAAAUAUAAUUAUGGAAUUACCUGGUGGAAAUCUUCACAUUUUGGAGAUAGGAAAAAAUAGAAAAUAAUGGAAGAUAGGUUGCGUCUGAUCGUAAAGUGUUACGUCAAUGUAGUUCGCCAUUGUUGCUCAGGUGAGCGAUGUGGCCCAUGGGCCUCUUGUUCUAGACGGUGGUCUAUCUAUAAAUAGAAUUAGGUCUACUUUUACUCUUUUUUUCUCUUUUCUCCAAGUGACACCUUUUGCUAUUAUAAUACACGUAUAUACAUGUAGGUGACCUUGUAUCUUAUAAUCUAGAGUUCUCAACAUGACAUAGUGCCAUUUAUAUCUAAUCAUUUUUAUGCUCUUUUUUCCACAAACGGUUAUGUACCCAUCUAAAGAGCUAUUAGGUCUGCUCUUUUUUCAAAACAUGAAACGUUUGUAUGUACAUGUAAUGAUAUGCAUGAUUUUAAGCAAAGGAUUGCAAACUUUUAACAGAUAUUUGUACAAAAAAUAUCAAGCUUUCGACGAUUAUCUCACUUUUUAAGAGAAAACUUUUAACAGUGCAUUUUCACAGGCAUCCCCCUUCUUCGUAUUUUGAAAUUUAUAUUGUCUCCUUUCUUGUAAGUGAGUUAAGGAGUGCCAUACAGGUGCCUAACCACCAAAUGAAAGUAGAAUUAUUACGUGAAGUGUUUCACGUUGAUCAUGUUCCAUCUUAUAUCAUAAUGCAAUCAUUCAGGUUCGUUUUCUUUUCAAAAUUGUCCAAAAUUGUACAAAUUGUAAAAGUGUGAAGACAUCAAUAACGCAGUGAUGAGUUCUCUUUACAAACACCCCUCCCUCGUAUUUCGAAAUGAUUGAAUAUUGCCUCCUGUUUCGUAGGUGAGUUAUAGGGGUGCCAUACAAGUGCUUGAUCACAAUAUGGAUUAAGACGUUCACAUUCGUCGACUUCAAUCUAAUUUCAUAAAUAUUUUCAAUCCUUUUAAUUUUGUUUUUUGUUUGUUUGUAUUUUGUUGUUUAAUUUUAAAACUACAAACUGUCCAAAUCGUACAGUAAAAGUGUCAAGACGUCAAUUAAUGAUGAAAACAGUGCAUUUAGUAAUGAAUUUACAUUUAACAGAAAAACAACCUUUUUAAAAAUCCCCAAAUCAAAUGUCUUCUAUCCACAAGGCUCUUUUUAUAUUCAUUCUCAUUUUAACUCUGACAUAUGCAAAUGCGUAUUUUGAAUUGUAAUUCACCAUAUAUUAAUAUAUCGUCUAAUU
Molecule: messenger RNA, 5705 nt
Organism: Magallana angulata
Lineage: Eukaryota; Metazoa; Mollusca; Bivalvia; Ostreida; Ostreidae
Exons: 6
Coding region: 155-853 (232 amino acids)
Source: RefSeq, a predicted model, not a curated record